UACAACAGCGCUGAUAUGGGCAAACGCGUGAUCUUUCUCUCUCAGACUAAAUACCGCGAGGUACAUCCCGGGGAUUGCAGGAAAUAUUACAUUUCUCCCGAACAAUAAGAGUUUCUUUUAGCGGAGUGCAAAGGCUGCUGGACUCAAAUUGGAGGCAGCGGCGCGCGCACCAAACAAAUGAACGUGCCUUUUUGUCCACGCGCUCAGGAGCGUACAUUCUACUGGCGCAGCACUGAAUAAGUAUUGUAGCGGUAGGUGAUUGAUAAGGCAAGUGUUUCCAACCCAGACAGACACGUUUUCAUAAGGCACAGCUGGUUGCGCUGGCGUGGACUCUUUUUUUUUUUGCCAUCAUUUGUUAGACAGAAGUCAAUUUAUUUCUGCGUAUUCCAAGCGACUUCUUGGAUUCUGGAAGGCUGUCCGAAGGGGAGUACAGCAGCGGCUGCAGGACCAAGCCGGGAAUGCCAUUUGUUCACGAGCAGCAUAGACGAGCUUUGUCGCGCGGUGUUUUUUACCCGGGGACAGGUGUCGUUGUGUACGUUGGGGGUUAUUUGUUGGGGGUUUGGACACAGUUGUCUUAAGGAUGUCAGAUCAGGGAUCAGAUCUGCACAGAGACAGGUGCGAUAGAGAGGAGUAGAUUUCACGCGGACCCCUCCUCUCAUCUUCUCCUCUCAGUCAUUCUGGAUUAUAGUUCCGAGGAGGCGAGUCAUUCACAGAGAACCGGGCUCACCGUUGCUGUUAUCGUGCCGGAGCUCCACUACCAUGACGACUGUGGCCAAACCUUUCAUCGGGCUCUUCUGGCUACUGCGGUUGGUGUGUGCGGUCUUCCCCGAGGAACCGGGACCUCUGAACUUCAUCCCUACUGAAGUGGUAAGAAGGCAUCCUGUGUUUCUCGGACGACCCCAUCGCUCAUCCCUCAGACAGGAGCCCUUACACAUUCAGAGGAUUCUGCAGGUCAACCGAACCCUUUAUAUCGGAGCCAGAGAUGACCUUUUCCGAGUGGAGCUGGACAACGUGGUGGGAGAGGAGAUGUUUUACAGCAAGAAGAGGACAUGGGAAUCCAACAAAAAUGACAUCAGAAUCUGUAGAAUGAAGGGAAAACAUGAGGAUGAGUGCCGUAACUACAUGAAGGUUCUCCUCAGUCGGCAGGGUGGAUUGUUUAUCUGCGGGACCAACGCCUUCAAUCCCUUAUGUGCCAAUUAUACAGGAGACACUCUUGAGAUGGUGGGUGAAACCGUCAGUGGGAUGGCUAGAUGCCCAUAUGACCCGAAACAUGCCAACGUGGCUCUGUUUGCAGAGGGGAAUCUCUACACUGCGACAGUGACUGAUUUUCUGGCCAUUGAUGCCGUGAUCUACAGGAGUCUGGGGGACAAUCCCGCCCUGCGCACGGUGAAACACGACUCCAAAUGGUUUAGAGAGCCGUACUUUGUGAAUGCUGUGGAAUGGGGGCCGCAUGUCUACUUCUUUUUCAGAGAGAUGGCCAUGGAGUUCAACUAUCUGGAGAAGGUGGUUGUGUCUCGCGUAGCACGCGUGUGCAAAGCCGAUCAGGGCGGUUCGCAGCGCGUGCUCGAAAAGCAAUGGACGUCCUUCCUGAAAGCUCGGCUUAACUGCUCAAUACCAGGAGACUCGCACUUCUACUUCAACCUCCUGCAUUCCACCAGUCCUAUCAUCCGCAUGCAUGGCAGGGAUAUCAUCCUCGCUGUCUUCUCUACACCCUCCAACAGUAUUCCUGGCUCUGCAGUGUGUGCUUUCGACAUGGAGCAGCUGGCCGGAGUGUUUGAUGGAAGAUUUAAAGAGCAGAAAUCGCCCGAGUCGAUAUGGACACCUGUUCCAGAUGAGGUUGUGCCCAAACCGAGGCCGGGUGGUUGUGCCGUACAAGGCACGAAGUUCAACUCCUCCAACUCCUUCCCUGAUGAUAUGCUAACUUUUGUCAAGACCCAUCCGCUGAUGGAUGAAGCCGUCCCAUCGCUCGGUCAAAGACCAUGGAUUGUUAGGACCAUGGUCAGAUACCAGCUCAACAAAAUGGUGGUGGACACAAAUGCCGGUCCCUAUGGCAACCAGACAGUCCUUUUUCUGGGUUCCAGCCGAGGGACCAUCCUCAAAUUCCUCGUUACCCCUAACAGGGAUAACACUGUGACGAACAGCAACGUGUUCCUCGAGGAACUGGAAGGCUACAACCCAGACAGGUGUGGGACGGACUCUCCUCAGGCCAGGCAGCUGCUAUCUCUCACGCUGGACCGCAUCAGUCACAGCCUCCUACUGGCUUUUCCCUCUUGUGUGAUCAAAGUGCCUGUAGCACGCUGCCAGCUCUAUUCCCGCUGCAUGAAAAACUGCAUCGCCACACGGGAUCCCUACUGCGGCUGGACCAAAGGAAGCACAUGCUCUUUCCUCCGUGCAGGUACCAGGCUUCCCUUCGAGCAAGACGUCGAGCACGGGAACACUUCUCACUUGGGCGACUGCGACGGUGUUCAGCAUCUGACUUUCACAGAGGAACCAGAUGGCUUGGUGUCCGUGAACCUGCUGGUCGUGUCUGCAGUUUCAGCUUUUGCCACCGGGGCGGCGCUGUCGGGUCUGAUGGUCUGUUGGAUAAUGAGCCUCAAGCACCGCCAACGUUCCAGAGCCGGCGGAUCCGGUUUGGGGAGUCGGCGCAAGAGUGACAAGGAGCAAAGCGUGCUUGGACGCGGCCGCAGCGGUUCCGUGAUCAGCGUGACUCGAAUCAGCGGCAGCGAACGGCGCCACUCGCAGGUUGAGAAUCUGUUCACCAACGGCUGGCCAAAAUCUGGAGAUAUCGACCCAGGACUUCCCACUCCAGAACAGACACCUCUGCAGCAGAAACGUCCAACUCCAAACGUUCAUCUCACAGACUGUGAUUGGGACCAGAGCCAUACUUUCCUGACCCAGACAGGGACACCCUGCACGACGAACUCUGCGGUCAUUUACCUGAGCUCCAAAUACUUGCAGGGUGGCCGGCAGGAGGGAUCGGGCAAUGUCCCCCCGCAUUCAGAGCGGCAGCGGUACCUUAUCCUCUCCCACCCUGCGAAUCAGCGGGAUCAGGGCGGGCAACCAACCGCCCCGCCUACCCGCAACUCUACCGGUGAAUACAACUAUCCGACGACACCUCAAGACUCCCCUGACCGCAGGAGGGUGGUGUCGGCUCCUACCACGACCACGCAGACGGACUAUGGUGAACAUCUGCGAUGGUCCCGCGACGGGCUCAACUUCAAUAGCAACAACACGACUCCUUCUGGCCACCACCCGUAUCCGAUACAGCCGCGUACUAACGCAGCAUUAGUACGGCCAGGUCACCAUACCCAGCGGGGGCACAAUGAGCUACAGGACUACAGCCACCUGCUGGUGAAAAGUGUAAGUGAGCGCAACCCUAAUGGCCAAUGAGUGGUCCCAUCACCCCCAAGACUUAGGCUCCUUCUGUAAUCCUGCCCUUCCUGUCCUCUCUCACUGCCAUCCAGUGUCUUUCAAGUCCCCCACCAGUGGCUCUAGAACUACAGAGAGUGAGAGAAUAAGAGCGUUGAUGGUGUUAAAGCUGCUGAGGGUUGACGCCACUUAGCACGUUUGCGGCUUCUAUCACGCCCUGUCUAAUGAAACGGAAGGAUCGCUUGGGAAUAACGGAUGUGAUGGGUGAUGGGAAGUGAAACACAUAAUCAUAGUCCUGCGAAUGGGUAUGUUGACUGUUUAGCAUACCGAAGCGGUCGCGGAUUGUCUCUCUGUAAUCUCACGCCCUGUAAACCAUUCAAUGGAAGUGAUCCGUUUCGUUUUCACCUCUUUCUUGCUUUACGUUUGAGCCUGUGGAUGCUUCUUUUGUGUGCGUCCCGGGCCUUUGCAGACAAGCUCAAACUUCCUUUUGUCUGUUUUGCGUGUGUGUAUGUGAGCCGCGCCAAAAUGUGCUUGUCGACAAGACUCGAUGUGAACGCAAAAUUCACUGUAGUUUCGUAAGUGAUCUGAUGUCAAAUGACUGACUACCCCUCCCUCCCUUACCUAUUAAGUGUCAGGAAGCAAUCAAGAAAACUGCCAUGUGACUUUAUCGAAAGACUUGUGUGCUGGAAUAUCAGAUGUAAAUGAGUGAUGGAGAAGAGCAUUCGCCAAAAAUCAUGGAUUAAUCUACCCAUGCUUUCUGGAAGCACUGUGGACAUGACUUUAUAUUGUGUAAAGACCCAAUUAUUUUGGGGGUUUAUCUUUAAAACUAAGAUAAGUGCGUUUUUGUCCCCUACACAUGUUAGAAUUAGAGCAGAGCAUUUGCAACACUUUCUCUUUCUUUUACUCGGGCUGGCUUCGUUCUCUCUGCAGUCCAUUGAGUCAAAUGUGAGCUCGGUUGUCUGGGCUGGGCCGGGCCACUAGGGAGCUGCAUUCUGAGUGUCUCACUGACACUGGGUUUCUUUGUGCGGCCCAGUCAGACAAGACCAUCCCGACAACAAAUAGCCGUUAAGAGUCAUGGCCUAGCCAUCAGCCAAGCCCAGGAGAAUCUCAAUGAGGAGCCAGACAGAUCGGACCACUCUGGGUCCCCCUUCACUGCCAGCCUUCAUAAGCCACACUGAAUCAGACGAAUACAAUGUUACAUUUAGAUGGAAAGUAAAAAAAAUUCAAACCCACUGGGCUCCCGGUGGCUCUGUGCCCACUUCAGCCAUUGUUCAGUUUCCUCUGGCUCUCUUUGGAUUUCUGUUUGUUUGUUUCAGGGUUGUAAACCCCACGAGAGGCAUGAAAGAAAUAGUGUACUAUUCAAUUCAUUCACCUCUCUGUGAACAACGUUUUCUCUGCUUUCUUCCCAUGGGGUACCAGUAAUUCACCUAGCAUUACCCGAGUGUGUCCACUAGAGGGCAGUAAUACACAUUACAGGAUUUUUCUACUUAGUGCUCAAUGGACCCUUUUCACAGUGUGAGAUGAGUAAUUAAGAGUAACAUAAGAAUUUUUUUUCUUCAGACACGUUUAAUUGGUCAAAAGUGACACUAAAGACAUUUCGAACAAGAGCUGUUCUUUUAAAUUCCACAAAAAUAUCUACCAGCACAACUGUUUUCAACAUUGAUAAUAAGAAAUGUUUCUUGAGCACCAAAUCAGCUUAUUUGAAUUGUUUCUAAAAUAUCAUGUGACACUGAAGACGAGUACUGGCUGCUUAACAUUCGGCUGUGCUAUAUACCAGGUAUAAAUUACUUUUUUAUUUUUUAGUUUUAUUAAAUGCUAAUACUAUUUCACAAUAUUUUACAAAUGAUUUAAAAAUCAUUAAAAAAAAAUCGUACUGGCCCCCCAAUUUUAAACAGUAGUACCUGCGUUAAACCCUGUUGCAAUGUGGUUUCAAAUACGUUUUUUGAAGGAGUAGGGUCAAUCUUUCUGACUGCUGUUAUCUAUCCUCUUUUCUUUUCUUUGAGAAAGUCAUGAAAAUGUAAUAUAAAUGUUUUUAUUAAACCGUCGAAACAAAUAGUAAUGCAAAACAUUUGCUUUGGUCUCACAUGCACUUCCCUAUAAGACUACCCUGCUAUUGUUUACGUACCAAAACCCAAAAAUGUGAAAAUGGUCCAUGAGAGAGUUUGACAUGAAUUGUCUGAUGGUCCCAUAAUCAACAAUACUUCAGCACUAAGUGUAUGUUGGUUUAAAAACAGGCCGUGUUCCCAAUGAAAACACUGGUGAGUCGCGGAUAGAGAGAGAAUAUAAGAGCACAGGGUUGGAGUGCGUUCUUUUGAAUGUGGAUUGAUGAAAGCGCUGAAGCUGAACAUUUAAAGCCAUUAAUGAAGUGUAUAAUUUAUGGGUUUUAAGUGCCAAUGCAUGACUGAGUUCCAAACUGUAUAAUUACUUUACACAAUCAACAUUAUUGAUGCAGUUUUUUUAAUUGAUGCUGUCACCCAGCUCAGUUCGUUUUCAAACUUUUCCACCCUCACACAGACUACAUGCUGAAAAAACAUCUGCCCACCUAUGCACGCUCUCUUCCCGGUUCUCUCUCGGCUUUUCGCUCCGUUGCACCAUUAGGCGAAACAUUUGUGAUUACUCUAAGUCUGUCUCGGCCCUAGAGAUGAUCGGCACCCACUUGCUUACUCACAGCCAGAUUUUACCAAGCAUUCGCCUGAGUUAUGGGCAGCAAAUCAUCUUCCCGACAGCAUCCCAUAUAAGUAACAAACCAGAAACUAGCAGCAAGCGCAGGUCAAAGUUACUGUGAAACCCUGUAUGCAAUGGUUAAUUCGCACAAGAUUUUGAGGCGGUGAAAUGGAGUUAAUUUGCUGUGGCGCUCUAUAAAAUGCUUUGCCGGGGAAAAUAAAAUAAACAAGGGUUGUUUCACUGUUUCCGAUGUCGUAAUUCUCUCAAGCAAGAAAUGGAGUCAGCCAUAAACACUCUGCUAUGGAUUUGUUUGGACAGAAAUAUCUAGCUAUGUUUUAGAAAGCUCCCUACUCUCAAUUUUCCAAUUAAAAUGCUGCCUAUGAACAGUGAGGAUAGUGCGCUCCAGGCUUUCUCAUUGUCUGGGCUGUUUCUUUCUCCGCUUUGUCUUUUAAAGCCCUGAGAUUAUUAUUAUUAUUUUUUUUUGACAGCCCCCCAGCCACAACCUGCCACAGCUAAUGGGCCACCCGACGAAAUGCGCAAACACAAAAAAAGUGGUUUGUUUAGAGAUGACAUGCUUUCAGUUUGCAAAACCUGACAUCUGACAAGCACAAACAGAGUUUGAAUUUUUUUUGUAAAGUUGUAGAGAGUAUAUUAGCCAGUACUGAUAUCUUCAUUUUUAUAUUUGUUUAUUUGUUUGUUUUGUGGUAAUGUUUUAGGUUGGUUUAUUGAGUUCAUGAAAGUGAUUUGAUUUGCUUUCUGGUGUGUGAAUUUUUUUUUAAACAAUGACAAUGAUUAUUCUUCGACUGUGACCUGAAUUUCAGUGUUUGAUCCUGGUUCAUGAACUGUGCAAAGCCUUUUCUCAGAAAAAAAAAAGGAUGGGAGAUGUUUCUCCUCAAUGAAAGAGAAGAAGAAAAACACUUUUGCAAAAGAGCCAAGUCUUCUGUUAACUGUGAUGGACUUCUGAUUUGUCUCGCACCGGAGGCUGUUCGUGUUACUGGGCCCAUUGUCAUUAAAUGACAAGAGUGUCCUCUUCAGUGUACAUAAUGGUUUCAGUGCUUAAAUGUAAUUUAAGUGAACUAUCUGCAUGAACACAGCCUCGGUCUGGGGAAAACAGAGGUAGUGUGUACUUCAACACGACAUGCUACUGUGUGCCCUAUUAAAGGGUUAGUUCACCCAAAAAUGAAAAUUAAGUCAGUAAUU
This is a messenger RNA of Pimephales promelas (fathead minnow), 7233 nucleotides long. RefSeq names its product sema domain, transmembrane domain (TM), and cytoplasmic domain, (semaphorin) 6Bb (gene sema6bb). Gene Ontology annotation, molecular function: semaphorin receptor binding; chemorepellent activity. NCBI's taxonomy places the organism in Eukaryota, Metazoa, Chordata, Actinopteri, Cypriniformes, Leuciscidae. Gene Ontology annotation, biological process: positive regulation of cell migration; neural crest cell migration; axon guidance. The record is from RefSeq and is a predicted model, not a curated record. Gene Ontology annotation, cellular component: plasma membrane.